Molecule: messenger RNA, 775 nt
Organism: Vombatus ursinus (common wombat)
Lineage: Eukaryota; Metazoa; Chordata; Mammalia; Diprotodontia; Vombatidae
Product: olfactory receptor 1361-like
Exons: 1
Biological process (GO): G protein-coupled receptor signaling pathway
Cellular component (GO): membrane
Molecular function (GO): G protein-coupled receptor activity; olfactory receptor activity
Source: RefSeq, a predicted model, not a curated record
GCUCAGACUCAACAGUAACAUAAUGAUGGAAAAUCAGACCAGCACCUAUGAAUUCCUCCUCCUGGCCUUCUCCAGUCACCAAGAACUCCUGUUCCCACUAUUCCUAGCCCUAUACCUGGCAGCUCUCCUAGGAAACCUGCUGAUCCUUGUUGCUGUUGGCUCAGACCCACGCCUCCAUUCACCCAUGUAUGUGUUUCUGGUCAACCUGUCCCUGGCAGAUCUCUGCUUCACCUCUGCUACAAUGCCCAGGCUCCUCUAUGCCCUGCUGACAGGGGACCAGACCAUCACCCAUUCAGCAUGCCUGUCCCAAGUCUUCUUUUUCCUGAUGGCAGGCAAUGUGGACAGCUAUGUGUUAGCUGCCAUGGCAUGGGACCGAUAUGUGGCCAUAUGCAAACCACUGCACUAUGCUACUGUGGUGACCCUGCCACGAUGUGUGGUGCUCCUGGGGGCUGUGUGGGUGGGCACAGCUCUGCAUUCUCUGCUCCACACAGCUCUCCUUGCUCGUCUGACCUUCUGUAACAAUCAUGCUCUCCCAUACUUCUUCUGUGGUCUCCAUCCUUUGUUACAUCUUGCCUGCUCUGACACCUCCCUCAACUACAUGAUGGUUAUAGUUGAGGGUGGCCUUGUAAUCAUUGGGCCUGCUCUUUGCAUUAUGGCCUCUUAUGUCUUCACUGGAACUGCUGUUUGUCAAGUUCGAGCCCCUGGGGGUUUCCGCAAGGCAUUUUCCACUUGUGGAUCCCAUCUAACUGUAGUUAUACUUUUCUAUGGAACUGUG